AUGCUCGAAAUCCGCAAGGAUGAAGCUACCACAAGCCAGGGUAUUGUCAACGUACUGCCUUGCCGCGUCCACCAUACCGGGUCGAUCGAGCCGUCUUCAGCCUAUUGGAAUCCCACUGCAGAUGAGAACGAAACCCGAACUGCCUAUCUUCGAGGCAGGAAACUUCAGGGAAAAACCGCAUCAUUACCAGCAAACUAUCGAGGAGUCGUUCUUCAACGAAAAGACGACGAACCUAACCCUGCCGAGCAGCCGGAUGUCAUGAUAGUUGGAGAAGAUGGAGAAGAUGAAUCUUCUCCAAGAAUUGGAACAAUGCACACCGUGACCGAAUUCGACAAGAUGGUUGUCUGGUCCCACGAUGCGCUUGCUGAUGCCUCGUCGGAUCCCUACCUAAGAGGUGUGGAGGAAUGGCUUCAAGUGGCGAACAGUAUUCACUCUUACUCUACUGAGGACGGCGACAAAGCGAAAUGA
Trichoderma asperellum CBS 433.97 is the source of this 468-nucleotide messenger RNA. RefSeq lists its product as uncharacterized. Gene Ontology annotation, cellular component: ribonuclease H2 complex. Gene Ontology annotation, biological process: RNA catabolic process. The record is from RefSeq and is a predicted model, not a curated record. Lineage: Eukaryota; Fungi; Ascomycota; Sordariomycetes; Hypocreales; Hypocreaceae.